Recurvomyces mirabilis is the source of this 1077-nucleotide messenger RNA. RefSeq lists its product as uncharacterized. The transcript is spliced from 4 exons. The record is from RefSeq and is a predicted model, not a curated record. Bases 1 to 1077 code for a protein of 358 amino acids. Gene Ontology annotation, cellular component: catalytic step 2 spliceosome. NCBI's taxonomy places the organism in Eukaryota, Fungi, Ascomycota, Dothideomycetes, Mycosphaerellales, Teratosphaeriaceae.
AUGUCGGAAGUCACCGAGACGGAGCGACCUGCAAGCACGAAUGGACUAAAGCGACAGUACAGUAGAGACGGGGAAGAUGAGGGAGAGCAGGAGCAGGAGCAGGAGCAGGAGAGCAAGCGACAGCGGACAUCUCCUGGUAAGAACUCACCAAAGAAUAAUGUCGGCAGUGUAGACGAGGAGGCAGCAGUGAAAGUGUCCAAGAAAGCAGCUGAAACUGAAGAAAACGCAUCUGAACAGCAGCAGCAGCAGCAGCAGCAGUCACAAGAUGAAACACCAAAAGAGACGCGUCGGAAGGCAGGCGCGAUGGACGAGAAGCAGCGGUCAAAGCGCUUGUUUGGUUCCUUAUUGGGCAACCUCAACCGACCGUCUGAUCGCGCGAGCCAAAGGCGGCAGGAGAUUGAAGCGAGACGCAAGGCUGAGCUUCAACGACAGGAUGACGAACGCCUCGAAGAGAAGAACCGGCGGCUCGAACGGCUUGUAGAGCAUAGAAGGGAGACUCAGAUCACGGUGGACAAGGAGGAUACCCGCAUACGCCAUGCUCAGCUACUCAACAACGCAAACUUCCUACAGACUAGCAGUGAGCCGAAGCUUUACUAUCGCCCGUGGGACAUGCGUGAGGAGGAAGAAGACCGCAUCACUCAGCAGGUCAGAGGAGCCAAGGCUACAAUUGCUCGUGAACGAGGAGAGCCCGAACCCGAGUCCACACCUGUAGCUACGUCUUCAGGUGGCAGUGAAGCUGGCCAAACGCGAGGUCAAUACGACGACUUGUCCGGAGGCCCGGACGUCGCUGCUAAUGAUCAGCUGGCAAACGCUAAUGCGGAGUCGGAGUUACCACGGCGAGACGGCAGUAUGGAGGCAGAGGAGGAGAGGUCAACGAAAGGUGAUGAGCCAGAUCCGUCUGCGGAAGUUGCUAUUAGCCAGCCUGAGACGGAUAUGCCGGUUCGCGGUGAUCACACAGACGGGGACCAGGAUGCUGAUAGUGAUGACAAGUCAAUCUCUCUCGUGGCUGAUCAGAAGCAGGCCGACGACGACGGGGAUCAUGUGUUAGAAGGGGAAGAAGACACUGUCAUCUACUAG